AUGGAGUGUAUUAAGUUUGCAGCGCUUGGCUCCUUUUCCAAAGAGGGAGAAAUCAAUAUCAUUAGGAAGUGGAACAAUGUUUGUGAAGGUAAUGAUGAUGAAAUCAAAGAAAUUGUUUCGAUAAUUUUAUCAAAUGCAAAUGACCAACCACAAGGACAUUUCACAAGAUUUCCAUUGUCCAAUUUAGAGUUUCAGAGUAAGAAAAUGCAUGUUUUUGCCUCUUCAUUCUCUCAAUCUCAGUCAGAUAAUUCAAUCUUUUAUACUUUUGCUAUUUUCGUGAAUUCACUUGCAAUAGAAGCUAAACCAUUCAUCCAAGAUAAUAUUACAGAAGCUGUAGGUACUAUUGCCCUUCAUUUGCACUCAAAAUUGAAAAAUCAAAAACAUCUUGAAAAAUCUGACGAUUUCAUUAUGCAAAUAUUCAAAUCUAAUGACAUGUUAAUGAAUUCUCAAAUUUGUAACCCAUUACCAGAAAUAGUCGAAAUCAAACCUGAUGAAUACGAAUUUUUCAGUACUGUUUUAACAAGUCAUCUUUCUACUCAAAUGACUACUAUCAUUGAAUGCUCAAAUGAGAAGCAGGCCGCUCCUCUUUUGACAUUUUUAUCUCAUUUUAUGUUACCUUAUCAAUUAGAACUUUCUUCAACUGAAAUAAGAGAUUCCAUAGUCCAAGGACUCUUCUUACAAUGCGUGAAGCCUCAAAAAGACAUUCCUCUUGCAGAUCUUGCUUUAUAUCAGCGCCCAUGGACUUUUGUAUCAUUAAAAUCGCAUACAGUCAAGCAAAGUCCUGAUUGGGAUUCGCAGCGUCAAACAAGAGUCCAAUUACGUCAAAUUCAUUUGGUAUCUUUACCAUCUGGAGCUUCUGAAGCCUCAAAGAAGCAAAGCGCGAUCAUGGCGAAGUACAGACCCAAGAUUGUUGCAGAAACAAGUAAAUGGGCAAGCGAAAGCGUCAAAGAAAUUUUCGCUGCAGAUUCUUCCAUCAGAAGUAGUCUUUGCGCGAUCAGAUUAUCCGAAAUAGUCCAUCAAAGCCUCGCAAUCAUCAAAAUGAGUGAAGCAUUGAUGAAUGAGAAACAACAGAUGUUCCUUGGUCCUGAUCACGUCAGAUUGAUGAAUAAGACACUAGAUAUGGAUGAUGAUGACCUUAAGAUGGCUGUUGGAGUUGCUACAGCGUUUGAUCCGAAGAUAUCUUCUUCUGUUUAUACAGGAUGCCAUGCUGUUAUUACAAAGAUGCUCAUUGCAGUUUGA
This is a messenger RNA of Trichomonas vaginalis G3, 1239 nucleotides long. RefSeq names its product guanine nucleotide exchange c9orf72 family. Gene Ontology annotation, molecular function: guanyl-nucleotide exchange factor activity. Bases 1 to 1239 code for a protein of 412 amino acids. The transcript has a single exon. The record is from RefSeq and is a predicted model, not a curated record. NCBI's taxonomy places the organism in Eukaryota, Parabasalia, Trichomonadida, Trichomonadidae.